Molecule: messenger RNA, 3180 nt
Organism: Cucurbitaria berberidis CBS 394.84
Lineage: Eukaryota; Fungi; Ascomycota; Dothideomycetes; Pleosporales; Cucurbitariaceae
Exons: 4
Coding region: 1-3180 (1059 amino acids)
Source: RefSeq, a predicted model, not a curated record
AUGCCUUCGCUCAGAGACCUCAACUGCUCCAUUGAGCUCUGCGAUAGCCAACAAGCCUUGCAAGAAUUUGGUACUAUCUACAGAGAUGGCUUCGUCGAGACUUUUGUCGCUGUACCGAGCAGGCCGCAGCCGUUCUCAGUCCACCUUACCUCCAACAAGUUCAUCGCCCCUGGGCUCUCAAUGUACGUUUUUAUAGACGGCGUGUACCAAUGCAAUCGGAACAGACAAGACUUGAAACUGCGCAAGCCCUCGGACAGCCGUUCACUCGUCGACUUCCGAGUCCGUCAGAAGGAGGAAAAGCAACAGGACGGCUCGAUGGUUGCGCGUGAGUGGACGUUCGAGAAGCUCAAUAGCGCAUCUGCAGAUGACGCACCCGAUCUAUGCUCGCCUAGUAUUCUCGAUAAUAUUGGUUGUAUUGAAAUCAUCGUCCUACGGUGUGCCAGUUCCCGCAAUGCAAAAACCGCUUCACAUAUGAAUUUGGACGGCGCCGGUGAUAUCUCACAUAAAUUUAGCUUAGAUGGACAACCUCGAACGCCGGAUGGAAGACCGACUUAUGACGACCGCGGGCAUUUUGUUAGUGGCUUUGGUAAUGCUUAUGGGCCACAACCAACAAGGCCAUUUUAUCGCUCGCCGUAUGCUGAGACAGUUCAGAGCCAGGAAAAUGCUGCGCCACAAAGCCGCCGUAGUACUCAUAUGACUAGCAAAACUUCUCCUCUAGCUUCUAUAACACGACACCCACGGCCGCACUCCAGAUCCACCGAGCCUAUCAGCCCCGGCACUCGACGAUCACCAAUGGAUUUCCCCUAUCCCGGGGUUCAGUAUGGCAGCGGACCCUUACCUCCGGCAGAAGAACCUUUUCAUAAUCGUCCACCCAGUGCUACAGUGACCGUUGUUCCUGGUGAAGGUGUAGACUCAACCUGGCUUGACAGACUUCUAACGAAAGCAGUCAAGCAAGGUGUCGAAGAAUCCCGACGAAAGGAAGCGCCUCCAGAGGUCCAUAUCAGACCCAAUCAUCUUGCACUUAACACAAAGACAAGUCAGCCCCCGGGAGCGUGGCCCAUUUCUCCACAUAAGAUGAUGGAGCAAAUGUCUCAGCAACCAGACCCGACUGGACAUACUAUACACAACUUCGAUGAUGAUCACAGCAAAACUUGGGGCCAGCAACAAGGCGGCUGGAGUCAGGAUCAAGCCGGGAACAGAAGAGGUACUUUUGUUACAUGGAACGAAGAGCCUGCCUGGGAGAGCUCCAACGCUGAUGGAUGGAACUCACAUGAGGAGACGCCAGAGGAUUCAUGGGAUACAGAUGAGACUUGGACUACAAAGAAGCCCGAAGGUUGGGAAGCUCAUAGGCGACGUGCAAGGUCUAGAGUGCCAACUGCUCCAAGUUCUUUUGAUUCACGCCCAGGAUCGCCAGUUACAGUUCGCACACGCGAGCGACACCGCCCAAACACUGUCCAAUCGCGAAAAACCCGCUCGAAGUCUCGUCUGAGACACUCUCGACGAAAAGAUGAAGUCGGAUCCUCGUCUGAGGACAACGAAGGCUGGACUCAUAUCGAAGCUACGUCAGAUUCAAUCACUUCUUCAAAAAGCUCGGAAGGUACUGUACAGCCAUAUCACCCUCGCAGUCAAUUACACAUGCCGCGAAGCAAGGAUAGACGAAGUCGCCAUUCAAAGUCUGCUCAUAGUAACCAUGAACGAAAGUCAUCGUGGCAUUCAUACCAUGCCCCUACUUGGCAGCCAACAGAAAUACCUGCGGGGCCAGCUCCUUCCGUAGUGACACGACUCACACCAACUAUGAUGAACGUCCCGGCUUCCGUGCUUCCAGCUGCACCGAGGAAGAAUAGCUAUGCCUCUUCAUACAAACCACCUGCCCCAUACGCUACUACCUUGCAGAAUUCCCCACAAAGUGUCGUAGGCAAUCAUCGCCAUGGCAGUCGUUCAGCCUCUUCAUCGUCUUGGGGCAGCAAGAAAAAGUCUGAUGAUGCGAAGGAGUCUUGGGGAGACAAUGCUGAAAAACAAACUGGUUGGAACGAUAUUGGUGCCGGCAAUUGGGGGAAAACGUUCACUAGUAAAGAGGGUGCAAACAGCUGGGAGGCUAUGGGUGAUAACCAGAAUGCUGAGUGGAAAACAACUGAUGACGCAAAGGGUGUUCAAGCUAGUGCUUGGGACACGAACAAUACUGCAUGGAAUGUAGAAGACAAUUUGAAAGAGGUAGAGAAGGAAAAAGAUACCGAAGCUGCCGAUGCUUGGGAUACGAAUAAGGACGAUUGGAAGACCACCAAAGACGCUGAUGCUCCAUGGGGUAAUUGGGGAGACAUAGGGAAUAACCAAGACACUACCGACAAAAAUAUCGCUGUCCAAUGGAACACGAAAACCCUCUGGGAGCCUGUCACAAGUUUAGACCAGCCCGCCAAAGCCACCUCGACUUCGAAACGACAAACCAGCAAAUCUCUCUCUAGAUAUAGACAAAGUCGUUCUACAGCGUCCGACCUUGCGCCAAAAGCACACUGGCAAUUCCCGCCUCCACCUUCGAAGAAGAUACUCUUGCCGAUUCCCGAGGGCUACGAUGGCUCGAAGGCCCCGUCAAUUGUGCCCAAGGAACCACUGUACAAGAUCAGCAAAAAGACAGCGAGUGAGAAGGGUAUUGAACAUCAAGUUAGAGCUGGGAAGGGGAUGCAGUAUGGCCAUCUGGUGGGCCGGCCGGAGUACUUGGAUCGUCUAGACAUGCCUUACGCAGUAUUCCGCUUCAAAUACCGUAGCCGCUCGAUGCUGAAGAGCAUGUUCGGCGACCAGAUCCCCCAUCACGGUCACCUUACGCUUCCCACCCCCGGCUCUACAACUACCAAAGCGAAGGAUAAGCUCAAGGAACUUCCGCAAGACCAACUCAUCGCGAAGAUGCUCAAGCUGCAGGCCAAACUCGCGGAAAAGGAGCACGCGAAGAAGGAGCAUGCCCCUAAGCAUCAUAAGCACAAAGCGCGGCGGCCCAGUGACGCAACAGAGGCUGUGGCAAGGGAUUUGACAGAGAGCUGGGUCAAGCAGCACAGUAGGGAGACGAGUGAGAAAGGCAAGAACGAAAAAGAUAGUGGAAAGAAGAGUGUGCGGGCAAAGGACAAGGAAGGCAAAGAAGCGUGGGGCAAGACUGCUGGAGGCAACGGGGAGUGGCCAAAUGCGAUUUGGUAG